Messenger RNA from Drosophila innubila, 3523 nucleotides. It is a transcript of the gene pyx, whose product is annotated as transient receptor potential channel pyrexia. Gene Ontology annotation, cellular component: membrane. Lineage: Eukaryota; Metazoa; Arthropoda; Insecta; Diptera; Drosophilidae. Gene Ontology annotation, biological process: transmembrane transport; monoatomic ion transport. The transcript is spliced from 8 exons. The record is from RefSeq and is a predicted model, not a curated record. Bases 536 to 3430 code for a protein of 964 amino acids. Gene Ontology annotation, molecular function: monoatomic ion channel activity; protein binding.
UUCAGUACAAUUUAGCACCUCGUCGGGAGUGGAUCACUGAUCGCGAAUAACGGUACAAGUGUUAUUGUGGCAAAAGUGAAGUGACGACGCGGGGGGAGAUGAUAAAUUUUGCACAUACAGCGGUUUGAAAAACAAUUCAAUAUUUUGAAGAUUUUCAAAUAAACAAAACAGCUCACAGCCGUUGAAGUGCUACAAUUUACGAAAGAAAAAAGAAAUAAUAUUGUGGCAACAAACUUGAUCGAUAGGGGAAAAGGGAAAAAGAGGGGAUCGAUCAAUUGGAGAGGCACAACAUCUGCACAGAUCAAAAGAUUGAUUGCAGGCCAUAAAACUAAAGUGGAUGCGUGCUGAAAAUUCAUGCAAAAUUUUCACUUUCCAUCAAUGAUUUGGCGGCACACAAGAACAAGAUUCCUUAUGGUCAAUCGUGCAUCGAAUUUUGUAGGCCACACAAUUGUAAACAAAUCAACAAUAGCAGAACCAAGAAUAACAACAAUCACAACAACAAUACCAACAAGGGACAGAAGUGUAAACGGGCUAAAUGGAGAAUGUGCGAUUUUCCAUCAUCGAAAACGAUCUGAAAUGGCAGUCGGAGAGUGAGGCAGCCGAUAUGGACCUGCUGUUUGAUAAGCGCAGCAUCUCCAGCGAGGCCAACAGCGACGCCGUUUUUAGCAAUGAGGCGCACGAGAUUUUUGCGAGGCAACAACAAAACCAGGUGCUGUGGCAGCCACAAGAGAUUGAUGAAACACUCUCCGCGCUGCCCAAUGCCGUUCACAUUUUGGAAAUGGUCAAAUCUGCCUGCUUUUUGGAACUCUUGAUCGAUCCAAGCGAUUGCAAUCUUGCGCUAAUUUGUUGUUCUAUCUAUGGUUCCGUGGAGAACGUCAUCUACCUGUUGACUCACUACGAUGCGGAUCCAAAUUUUGCUGAUAAUCGCGGACGUACUUCGCUCCACUUUGCUUGCUGUCGCGCCAAUGCUCCCAUUGCCAAGGUGCUUCUGGAUCGGGGAUCUGAUCCAAAUCGCUGGGAUGCCAAGAAGGAAGUGACGCCGCUGCAUUGCGCUGCCAGUUCAAAGAGUGUGGAGUGUAUCUUGCUGCUGUUGCGUCGCAAGGCGAACAUCAACAUUGGCAUUGAGAGGCGAUCUGCGUUGCAUUAUGCGAUCGACGGCAAUGCUGUGGAUUGUGUGGAAAUUCUAUUGAAGUAUGGCGCCGAUCCGAAUACUCCGCAGGUGUACACGGAGACACCAUUGCAUACCGCCUCCGCCUCUGGAUUCACCAAGUGCGUGGAGCUGCUGCUGAAUCACAAUGCCGAUGUGCGCUCUCAAUUCGGGGAAGGCAAAGUGACGGCGCUACAUUUGGCUGCGGAAAAUGAUUACGCCGAGUGUGUGAAACUGCUCUUGGAUCAUCGGGCCGAUGUCAACUGCCGGAAUGCCAGCCAACAGACGCCUCUGCAUCUCGCCUGUCUCUCCCAGUCCAUUGGCACCGUUGAGAUUCUCCUGAAAUACGGCGCCAAUGUGAAUGCCGUCUAUCGCGACGGACGCACCGCGUUGCAUGCCGCCAUCGUGAAGCAAUCGCGUUGCCUCGACUGUUGCAACGCUCUCCUCAAGGCGGGCGCCGAUGUCAACAAGGCGGAUGAUUACGGAUACACGCCCCUGCAUAUUGCCGCCCUCAAUGAAUUCAGCAGCUGUGUGUACACCUUUAUAGAGCACGGCGCAGAUAUAACCGCUCGGACGGAUGGACACACAUCAGCUCUAACAUUUAUAGUGCGUCGCUGUCCGGAGGUUAUACCAAAGUUAAUGCAAAAACUGGAUGACUCCAUUAAAGCGAACGAUCACGAGAUUGGGGAUGUGGAUUGUCAGAUAAAGUUGGACUUUCGUCUCCUCGUGCCCAGCUCCUCGAUGGAGAAGGGGGAAACGGAGCUGAUGCUGACGCUGAUUGAGGUCGGACAGAAGCGUAUUCUGAUGCAUCCGUUGUGCGAGACAUUUCUGUUCCUCAAGUGGCGACGCAUUCGUAAAUUCUUUCUCCUCAGCCUGGCCUAUCACACCUGCUUCGUGCUGCUCUUCACGCUCUACGUGAUUGGCGUCUAUGUGCGAUGUUGCAAGCCGGGAGAGACGUGUCUGGCACCUGGCUACGUUUCAACCAUUGGUUACUUUGUGAUUGUGCUGAAUAUCUUGCUGCUUGGUAAGGAACUUUUUCAAAUGGCUCACGGAUUGCAUGGUUAUGCCAAGUACUGGGAAAACUGGCUACAAUGGACCAUUGUCUUUGGUGUGCUGUUGUGUGUGACACCAGAAACAUUGUGGACUGGCGAUCUGUUGACGGUGCCCAUGUGGCAACAUCAUGUGGCAGCGGUGGUUAUACUCUUGGUCUGGCUGGAGCUUAUGAUGCUGGUGGGACGCUUUCCCAUUUUCGGCGUCUAUGUGCAAAUGUUUACCAAGGUUGCUGUUAACUUUGGCAAGUUCCUGUUGGCCUAUAUCUGUCUGUUGAUUGCCUUUGGACUGAGCUUCGCUGUGCUCUUCAAUGAUUAUCCGGCUUUUGAGAAUAUAACAUGGUCGUUUAUGAAAUCGUUUACCAUGAUGUCGGGAGAACUUGAAUUUGAGGAUAUCUUUUAUGGCGACUAUGCGGUCAAGUUCCCUGUGACCUCUCACAUAAUAUUCCUUGCCUUUGUGCUCUUGGUGACGGUUAUAUUGACCAAUCUGAUGUUGGGUCUGGCUGUCAGCGAUAUCCAGGGACUGCAGGUGUCCGCCUCCUUGGAUCGUCUGGUGCGACAGGCGGAGCUGGUGUCGCGUCUAGAGAGUUUCUUCUUCUCCCGCCUGCUGAGAAAUGCUCCUCUCGUGCAUUACUGCAAACGCAAAGCUCUGCUGCGAACCUCACGCGACAAAUUGCAGUUCACGGUGCGUCCCAAUGAUCCCAGGGAUCGCUCCCAGCUGCCGGAGGAUAUCAAGCUCAAUAUCUACAAACUUGUGGCGGAAAGAAGAGAUCGCAAUAUGAGUAUUCGAAGGCGUCAAUUCGAGACAAAUUAUCACAUGUUCAGUCGCAGUCUGCAGCGUCAAAAGGAUCCGAAGGAGUUGAAAACCGCAUCACAGCAACAACAACAGUCACAGCAGACACAACCGGAGUCAAACAAUGCAACACAGACACAGGUUUUCCAGAUGAACGAACUGCUGCGUCCACGUUCAGCAACCAAUGUGCCACAACAGUUGCGGCAGGAGCACGAGACAAUUGUCAAGCUGAAGAAUCAGGCCAACGAUUGGCGUGCCGAGGUCCAGACACUCAAGGAGCAACUGUCACAGCUCACAGCCAAAUUCGACAGAUUCACUGAGAAUGCAAUGCGCAAAUUGAAUUACACCGCCGACGAACUCUGCCGCAUGAAGCAGCAACAACAGACGUCGCCCACAACGACAGCCGAGACACUGCGUCAUCAGCGGCAUCAACAUCGUUGAGAUUUGAAUACUUUGUAUACGAGGGUGGGCUAAUAAGUCAUCUAUCUAUGUAGAAAACCCCACAUUUUGUAAAGAUAAAUAAAUAUACUUUUC